GAAACAGAGCCGCUGUCAUUAUUCAGCUGAGCGCACAAAGGUGAGCGCAGCGUCAGCCAUAUUCCCACCGCCGAACACAUUUCCUCGGAGGGAGGGGAAUCUUCGGCCGAAACAGGACUGAUUUGAUUCACCAGCUCUGAUUGAGGCUCCGUGGAAAUACACAAUAUUCUUUGACAGAAGAGCUCUACAACAGGAUUCAGAAUGCCUAAACCUGUAAAUGUUCGCGUCACUACGAUGGACGCAGAGCUGGAGUUUGCCGUUCAGCCCAGCACAACUGGCAAGCAGCUAUUUGACCAGGUGGUGAAGACCAUCGGGUUACGUGAAAUAUGGUACUUCGGACUACAGUGUAUGGACAGCAAAGGGUACUAUACAUGGCUGAAACUUGAUAAAAAGGUCUCCGCUCAGGAUGUGAAGAAGGAGAACCCUCUUCAGUUUAAGUUCCGUGCCAAAUUCUUCCCAGAAGAUGUAACGGAUGAGUUGAUCCAGGAUAUCACGCAAAAGCUGUUCUUCAUGCAAGUAAAAGACGGCAUUCUGAGUGAUGAAAUCUACUGUCCUCCAGAGACUGCAGUGCUUCUGGCCUCCUAUUCAGUGCAGGCCAAAUUUGGUGAUUUCAGCAAGGAAGUGCACAGACCUGGAUACCUGACCUCAGAUCGCCUCCUGCCUCAACGGGUUCUAGACCAGCACAAGCUGUCACGGGACCAAUGGGAGGAGAGGAUCCAGGUGUGGCAUGAGGAACAUCGUGGAAUGCUUAAAGAGGAUGCAAUGCUCGAGUACCUGAAAAUUGCUCAAGAUCUGGAAAUGUAUGGGGUGAACUAUUUUGACAUCAAGAACAAGAAGGGAACACAGCUGUGGCUGGGUGUGGAUGCCCUGGGCCUAAAUAUCUAUGAGAAAGAAGACAAACUCACGCCGAAAAUUGGAUUCCCCUGGAGUGAAAUAAGAAACAUUUCCUUCAACGAUAAGAAGUUUGUCAUCAAGCCUAUAGAUAAAAAAUCUCCAGAUUUUGUGUUCUACUCCCCGCGGUUGCGCAUUAAUAAACGUAUCCUACAGCUGUGCAUGGGGAACCAUGAGCUUUACAUGCGCCGCAGGAAGCCGGACACCAUCGAGGUGCAGCAGAUGAAAGCACAGGCUCGAGAGGAGAAACAAAACAAACAGAUGGAGAGAGCUCAGCUGGAGAGUGAGAAGAAGAGACGAGAGGCCAUAGAGAAAGAGAAAGAGCAGAUGGAGAAGGAGAAACAGGAGCUGAUGAUGCGACUCUACCAGUUUGAAGAGAAGACCAAAAAAGCAGAAAAAGACCUGCAGGAGCAGAUGCAGAGGGCCCAGCAGCUGGAGCGUGAACGGAGGCUGGCAGAGGAGGAGGCCGCCAGAUUGGAGGCAGAGAGGCAAGCAGCACUGUACGCAAAGGAGGAACUGGCCCGUCAAGCCCAGGAUCAGCUGAAGAGUCAGGAACAGCUGGCUGCUGAGCUGGCAGAACAUACUGCUCGUAUUGCACUCCUUGAGGAAGCCAAAAAACGCAAGGAGGAGGACGCUAUGACAUGGAAGCACAGAGCACAAGAGGCCCAAGAUGACCUGGAAAAGACCCGCGAGGACCUUCACAAGGUGAUGAUGACGCCUCUCCCUCCACCACCACCAGCUGCAUAUGAACCUGAUGAGAAUGAGUAUGACGAUGGCGAGAGCAACAGUACCUACAGUGCAGACCUGCAGACAGGCGGUAUCAAUGACCACCGCUAUGAAGAACAGCGAAUCACUGAGGCCGAGAAGAAUGAACGAGUUCAGAAACAGCUGCUGGCUCUGACAUCAGAGUUGUCCCAGGCUCGUGAUGACACCAAGAAGACUCAGAACGACCUGUUGCACACAGAGAACAUGCGCGCCGGCCGAGACAAAUACAAAACUCUCCGGCAGAUUCGCCAGGGCAACACUAAACAGAGGAUUGAUGAGUUUGAGGCCUUAUAAAAUAUCUGGACCAGGAAACUUUGGGAGGGAGGGAGGAAAUGAAUCUCAAAGCCCUUGUCCAUUUUCUUUCGUUCCCUAUGUCUGAGUGGUUAAUGCAGGAGGCACAACCUGCGAACACGUACCGUACACACACACACAGUAAUACAACAGAUUUGAUCCGUUUGAUAUGAACACUGGUUCAACAUGCACUAAAAACUACAAACUCACACUUGUUUUGUAAUUACAGUUAACAUGCAUAAACACAGAUACGUUUAUCCAUCAGAGGUGUACAUCGAAUUUAACGGUAAUAUUUUACAGUAAGGUUCUAUACUGUAGCAUUAGUUAAUGUAUGAGGAAUCAUGAACAUUUUUAACAUCAUUUAUUAAUGUUUGGUCAUUUGUUCAUUCUUGGUUUGUAAUGCUAAUUAGUGAUGACUCCUAAUGUUUACUUAUACAGUAUAUGUAGCAACUAACAUUAUCUAAGGGUUUAUAAAUUGUUCAGUUAUUUGUGUUAACUAGUGCUAACGUAUACAGCCUUAUUGAAAAAUAUUACCAAUUUCACAAAUACACACCAGUUUCUCAGAAUGUACUCAAAUCUGCUUUUGCCAUAAAAAUAUGAAACUAAAUAAUAUUUAAACACACGUGCCAACAAUGCAUCCCCCUUUUGUUAGUAAUUCAAUAAUCUGGCCAAAUUAUAGUUUUAACUAGUUUUGGGUUGUAAUAAGUGGUUGACCCCCCCCCCCCCACCCUUUUUUUCUUGUUAAUGAUCCACUCGGCACAGGACUUGGCAGUAUAAUCGUAAUUUUAUGUAUUGUCUUAUAUUAAAACUCUUUCAUUCAUGUUGAAUAUGGCUUUUGCCAGAAUAUUUGUUAUAGUGUUUAUUUAUUCAGUCUUUGGGUUAUUUAAGGUUUAUGGGUAGAUGUACUUUUCUUCUUUACUAAUGACUACAGAUUCAUUUGUUUAUUGAAUUCUGUACUGACCCAAAUGAUGAUCAUAUUAGAAUCUUUUUUUUUUUUUUGGAAGAGAUUCAUAUUUAACUUAUACUUUUAUAUAUAUAUUGGAUUAUGUUCAAAUGCAUCGUUAGAUUUCCAACAUUAGAUAUAAACUGAUUUUUUUUAUUUUUUUUUUAUGACUUAGUUACUGAAUGUUCAUGCCAUGACAGUGGGAUGAUGGAAGAUUUGUUUAAUAGCCUUUUGUAAUCUCAGUAGGUAUCUAAAUGGAUUUUGAUCUAUGCUGUUGGUAGUUCUCUAAGCAGAGAGUUUCUCACAGACUUGCUAGCAGCUCUUCAUAGUUUAAUUAAAACUAUAAAAAAUAGCAUAAAUCAGGUAGUGUUAAGACACCUUUACUCUGCUGUUGGGACCAAAUGUAUAAUAUAACCAACAGAAGAAUGGAGUUUUUAGACAUUCAGAUUUAUGAGGGACAUACAAAUGGGCAAAUAUAACAAUUUAGUAAAUAUAUAUAUAUAUAUAAUAUACGAAGACUGAGACUAAAUCUUAAAUGUAUUUGUUUCCUCCAAAUGAUCUUGUUAAUUCAUUCUUGAUUUUCCACCAUCCAAUUCAGCUGUUUUAAUCACUUGCAGCACUUUGAGCGCUUGUGUUUGAAAUUUAACUUGAUAUAAUCUAUACUCAAAUAAGCUUUUCAUACUACACACUACCAACCAAUGGCAGAGGACAGGGCUUAACACUAUAGUUUUUAACCCUGUGUUAUGAAGCUGAAUUGUGGUAUCAGAGCUCAGGCACGUGCACACAUAGACAUGAAAGGGGGCUUGAGCACUUGCCCAUUUUCUUCCUCCAGAGAAAGUGGCCUUUUUUUCUGGGAGUGUUUUUUAAUAAAUAAAUAUAUGUAUAUA
This is a messenger RNA of Cyprinus carpio (common carp), 3777 nucleotides long. Its product is annotated as ezrin-like. Lineage: Eukaryota; Metazoa; Chordata; Actinopteri; Cypriniformes; Cyprinidae. Gene Ontology annotation, cellular component: cytoskeleton; plasma membrane; filopodium. The record is from RefSeq and is a predicted model, not a curated record. Gene Ontology annotation, biological process: regulation of cell shape; regulation of organelle assembly; positive regulation of protein localization to early endosome. Gene Ontology annotation, molecular function: cell adhesion molecule binding; actin binding.